AUGGGUACUUCCAGUGACCCGCUGGCUGUUGUUGAUAGCAAUGCCCAGGUGUAUGGGGUGAAUAGGCUACGGGUUGUUGAUGCGAGUGCUUUUCCUUUCUUACCCCCUGGGCAUCCGCAGUCUUCUGUUUAUAUGCUGGCUGAAAAGAUUGCGGAUCAGAUUAUAAAUGGUGAUUAG
Aspergillus puulaauensis is the source of this 177-nucleotide messenger RNA. RefSeq names its product choline dehydrogenase family protein. Gene Ontology annotation, molecular function: oxidoreductase activity, acting on CH-OH group of donors; flavin adenine dinucleotide binding. Lineage: Eukaryota; Fungi; Ascomycota; Eurotiomycetes; Eurotiales; Aspergillaceae. Gene Ontology annotation, biological process: secondary metabolite biosynthetic process. Bases 1 to 177 code for a protein of 58 amino acids. The record is from RefSeq and is a predicted model, not a curated record. The transcript has 2 exons.